Messenger RNA from Kogia breviceps (pygmy sperm whale), 11062 nucleotides. RefSeq names its product cadherin related 23 (gene CDH23). Gene Ontology annotation, molecular function: cadherin binding; calcium ion binding. Gene Ontology annotation, biological process: homophilic cell-cell adhesion. The record is from RefSeq and is a predicted model, not a curated record. Gene Ontology annotation, cellular component: plasma membrane; catenin complex. NCBI's taxonomy places the organism in Eukaryota, Metazoa, Chordata, Mammalia, Artiodactyla, Physeteridae.
AUGAGGUGCCACGUUGCUUCCAGCUGCCUCGUCGUCUGGCUUUCUGUGCUGAUCUCUGGAUGCUGUGGCCAGGUGAACCGACUGCCCUUCUUCACCAACCAUUUCUUUGAUACAUACCUGCUGAUCAGCGAGGAUACGCCUGUGGGUUCCUCUGUGACCCAGUUGCUGGCCCGAGACAUGGACAACGACCCCCUGGUGUUCGGCGUGUCUGGGGAGGAGGCCUCCCGCUUCUUUGCCGUGGAGCCUGACACGGGUGUGGUGUGGCUCCGGCAGCCGCUGGACAGAGAGACCAAGUCAGAGUUCACGGUGGAGUUCUCUGUCAGCGACCACCAGGGGGUGAUCACGCGGAAGGUGAACAUCCAGGUCGGGGACGUGAAUGACAACGCGCCAACAUUUCAUAAUCAGCCCUACAGUGUCCGCAUCCCUGAGAACACGCCAGUGGGGACGCCCAUCUUCAUCGUGAAUGCCACGGACCCCGACCUGGGUGCGGGCGGCAGCGUCCUCUACUCCUUUCAGCCCCCCUCCCAGUUCUUUGCCAUCGACAGUGCACGUGGCAUUGUCACAGUGAUCCAGGAGCUGGACUACGAGACCACGCAGAGCUACCAGCUCACCGUCAAUGCCACGGAUCAAGACAAGACCAGGCCUCUGUCCACCCUGGCCAACUUAGCCAUCAUCAUCACAGACGUCCAGGACAUGGACCCCAUCUUCAUCAACCUGCCUUACAGUACCAACAUCUAUGAGCAUUCUCCUCCGGGCACCACGGUGCGUGUUAUCACCGCCAUCGACCAGGAUAAAGGAAGUCCCCGGGGGAUUGGCUACACCAUCAUCUCAGGAAAUACCAACAGCAUCUUUGCCCUGGAUUACAUCAGCGGGGCACUGACCUUGAACGGCCUGCUGGACCGGGAGAACCCCCUGUACAGCCAUGGCUUCAUCCUGACUGUGAAGGGCACAGAGCUGAAUGAUGACCGCACCCCAUCUGAUGCCACAGUGACCACAACCUUCAACAUCCUGGUGAUUGACAUCAAUGACAAUGCCCCAGAGUUCAACAGCUCCGAGUACAGCGUGGCCAUCACUGAGCUGGCACAGGUCGGCUUUGCCCUCCCCCUCUUUAUCCAGGUGGUGGACAAGGAUGAGAACCUGGGUCUGAACAGCAUGUUCGAGGUGUACCUGGUGGGGAACAACUCUAACCACUUCAUCAUCUCCCCAACCUCUGUCCAAGGGAAGGCAGACAUUCGCAUCCGGGUGGCCAUCCCCCUGGACUAUGAGACUGUGGACCGUUACGACUUCGACCUCUUUGCCAAUGAGAGUGUGCCUGACCACGUGGGCUAUGCCAAGGUGAAGAUCACCCUCAUCAACGAGAAUGACAACCGGCCCAUCUUCAGCCAGCCACUGUACAACAUCAGCUUAUAUGAGAAUGUCACCGUGGGGACCUCUGUGCUGACAGUCCUGGCAACAGACAAUGAUGUGGGCACCUUUGGGGAAGUCAACUACUUCUUCAGCGAUGACCCUGAUCGGUUCUCUCUGGACAAGGACACGGGACUCAUCAUGCUGAUUGCCAGACUGGACUAUGAGAUCAUCCAGCGCUACACCUUGACAGUCCUUGCCCGGGACGGGGGUGGUGAGGAAACCACAGGCCGGGUCAGGAUCAACGUGUUGGAUGUCAAUGACAACGUGCCCACCUUCCAGAAGGACGCCUAUGUGGGUGCCCUGAGAGAGAAUGAGCCUUCCGUCACACAGCUGGUGCGGCUCCGGGCAACGGAUGAAGACUCUCCUCCCAACAACCAGAUCACCUACAGCAUAGUCAAUGCCUCCGCCUUUGGCAGCUACUUCGACAUCAGCGUGUAUGAGGGCUAUGGAGUGAUCAGCGUGAACCGCCCCCUGGAUUAUGAACAGAUACCCAACGGGCUGAUUUAUCUGACGGUCAUGGCCAAGGAUGCUGGCAACCCGCCUCUGAACAGCACUGUCCCUGUCACCAUCGAGGUGUUUGAUGAGAACGACAACCCUCCCACCUUCAGCAAGCCUGCCUACUUCGUAUCCGUGGUGGAGAACAUCAUGGCAGGAGCCACGGUGCUCUUCCUGAACGCCACGGACCUGGACCGCUCCCGGGAGUACGGUCAGGAGUCCAUCAUCUACUCCUUGGAAGGCUCCUUCCUGUUUCGGAUCAGCGCCCGCUCAGGUGAAAUUACCACCACCUCCCUGCUGGACCGUGAAACCAAGUCUGAGUACAUCCUCAUCGUACGGGCAGUGGACGGGGGCGUGGGCCACAACCAGAAAACCGGCAUCGCCACUGUGAACAUCACCCUCCUAGACAUCAACGACAACCACCCCGUCUGGAAGGACGCCCCCUACUACAUCAACCUGGUGGAGAUGACCCCUCCAAACUCCGACGUGACCACAGUGGUGGCCAUUGACCCAGACCUGGGGGAGAAUGGCACUCUGGUGUACAGCAUCCAGCCACCCAACAAGUUCUACCACAUCAACAGCAGCACAGGCAAGAUCCGCACCACCCACGUCAUGCUGGACCGGGAGAACCCCGACCCCCACGAGGCGGAGCUGAUGCGCAAGAUCAUCGUCUCUGUCACGGACUGUGGCACACCCCCUCUGAGAGCCACCAGCAGUGCCACGGUGUUUGUGAACCUCUUGGACCUCAAUGACAAUGACCCCACCUUUCAGAACCUGCCUUUUGUGGCCGAGGUGCUUGAAGGCACCCCUGCGGGGGUCUCCAUCUACCAGGUGGUGGCCAUCGACCUGGACGAGGGCCUGAAUGGGCUGGUGUCCUACCGCAUGCCUGUGGGCAUGCCCCGCAUGGACUUCAUCAUCAACAGCAGCAGCGGCGUGGUGGUCACCACCACCGAGCUGGACCGCGAGCGCAUCGCCAUGUACCAUCUGCGCGUGGUGGCCAGCGACGCGGGCACACCCACCAAGAGCUCCACCAGCACGCUAACCAUCCGAGUGCUGGAUGUCAAUGAUGAGACACCCACCUUCUUCCCUGCCGUGUACAACGUCUCCGUGUCCGAGGACGUGCCGCGGGAAUUCCGGGUGGUCUGGCUGAACUGCACCGACAACGACGUGGGCCUCAACGCUGAGCUCAGCUACUUCAUCACAGGUGGAAACGUGGAUGGGAAGUUCAGCGUUGGCUACCGCGACGCCGUCGUGAGAACGGUGGUAAACCUAGACCGGGAGACCACAGCCUCAUACACGCUCGUCCUGGAGGCCAUCGACAAUGGCCCCGUGGGCAAGCGGCGCACAGGCACGGCUACCGUGUUUGUCACCGUCCUGGAUGUGAAUGACAACCGGCCCAUCUUUCUGCAGAGCAGCUAUGAAGCCAGCGUCCCCGAGGACAUCCCUGAGGGCCACAGCAUCGUGCAGCUAACAGCCACGGAUGCGGACGAGGGCGAGUUUGGGCUUGUGUGGUACCGCAUCCUUCACGGUAACCAUGGCAACAACUUCUGGAUCCAUGUCAGCAGUGGGCUCCUAAUGCGAGGGCCCCGGCCCCUAGACCGGGAGCGGAACUCGUCCCACGUUCUUAUAGUGGAGGCCUACAACCACGACCUGGGCCCCAUGCGGAGCUCCGUCAGGGUGAUAGUGUACGUGGAGGAUGUCAACGACGAGGCACCAGUGUUCACGCAGCAGCAGUACAGCCGCCUGGAGCUUCGCGAGACGGCGGGCAUAGGCACGUCAGUCAUCGUCGUCCGAGCCACGGACCGAGACACUGGGGAUGGUGGCCUGGUGAGCUACCGCAUCCUGUCAGGCGCGGAGGGGAAGUUUGAGAUCGAUGAGAGCACGGGGCUUAUUAUCACCGUGGAUUACCUGGACUACGAGACCAAGACCAGCUACCUGAUGAACGUGUCCGCCACCGACCAGGCACCCCCCUUCAACCAAGGCUUCUGCAGUGUCUACAUUACUCUGCUCAACGAGCUGGACGAAGAUGUGCAAUUCUCCAAUGCCUCCUACGAGACUGCCAUCUUGGAGAACCUGGCACUGGGCACCGAGAUCGUGCGGGUCCAGGCCUACUCCAUCGACAACCUCAACCAGAUCACCUACCGCUUUGACGCCUACACCAGCGCCCAGGCCAAAGCCCUCUUCCAGAUAAAUGCCAUCACGGGUGUGAUCACCGUCAAGGGCCUGGUGGACCGGGAGAAAGGUGACUUCUACACCUUGACGGUGGUGGCCGACGUCGGCGGCGGCCCCAAGGUGGACUCCACCGUGAAGGUCUACAUCACCGUGCUGGAUGAGAAUGACAACAGCCCCCGGUUCGACUUGACGUCCGACUCGGCUGUCAGUGUGCCCGAGGACUGCCCCGUGGGCCAGCGCGUGGCCACUGUCAAGGCCUCGGACCCCGACGCCGGCAGCAACGGGCAGGUGAUCUUCUCCCUGGCCUCUGGCAACAUUGCUGGGGCCUUUGAGAUCAUCACCACCAACGACUCCAUUGGCGAAGUGUUUGUGGCCCAACCCCUGGACAGAGAAGAGCUGGACCACUACAUCCUCAAGGUUGUGGCAUCCGACCGUGGCACCCCUCCACGGAAGAAGGACCACAUCCUGCAGGUGACCAUCCUGGAUGUCAAUGACAACCCCCCGGUGAUCGAGAGCCCCUUUGGGUACAAUGUCAGCGUCAACGAGAAUGUGGGCGGGGGUACCGCUGUGGUCCAGGUGAGAGCCACCGACCGUGACAUCGGGAUCAACAGCGUCCUGUCCUACUACAUCACUGGGGGCAACGAGGACAUGACCUUCCGCAUGGACCGCAUCAGUGGCGAGAUUGCCACGCGGCCUGCACCACCCGACCGUGAGCGCCAGAGCUUCUACCACCUGGUGGUCACCGUGGAGGACGAGGGCACCCCUACCCUGUCGGCCACCACCCACGUGUACGUGACCAUCGUGGACGAGAACGAUAACGCGCCCAUGUUUCAGCAGCCCCACUACGAGAUCUUACUGGAUGAGGGCCCGGACACAAUCAAUGCCAGCCUCGUCACCGUUCAGGCACUAGACCCGGAUGAGGGGCCCAACGGCACAGUUACCUAUGCCAUCGUUGCAGGCAACAUCAUCGACACCUUUCACAUCAACAGGCACACGGGCGUCAUCCGUGCUGCCAAGGAGCUGGACUACGAGAUCAGCCAUGGCCGCUACACGCUGAUCGUCACUGCCACGGACCAGUGUCCCAUCUUGUCCCAUCGCCUCACCUCUACCACCACGGUGCUUGUGAACGUGAAUGACAUCAACGACAAUGUGCCCACCUUCCCCAGAGACUACGAGGGACCAUUUGAUGUCACCGAGGGCCAACCAGGACCCAGAGUGUGGACCUUCCUGGCCCAUGACCGGGACUCGGGCCCCAAUGGGCAGGUGGAGUACAGCGUCGUGGAUGGAGACCCGCUGGGGGAGUUUGUGAUCUCUCCCGUGGAAGGGGUGCUGCGGGUCCGGAAGGAUGUGGAGCUGGACCGGGAGACCAUUGCUUUCUACAACCUGACCAUCUGUGCUCGAGACAGGGGUGUGCCCCCGCUCAGCUCCACGAUGCUGGUGGGGAUCCGGGUGCUGGACAUCAAUGACAACGACCCCGUGCUGCUGAACCUACCCAUGAACGUCACCAUCAGUGAGAACAUCCCCGUCUCCAGCUUCGUCGCCCAUAUCCUGGCCAGCGACGCUGACAGCGGGUGCAACGCCCUCCUCACCUUCAACAUCACUGCAGGCAACCGAGAGCGGGCCUUCUCCAUCAACGCCACGACAGGGAUCGUCACUGUGAACCGGCCCCUGGACCGCGAGCGGAUCCCCGAAUACAAGCUGACCAUUUCCGUGAAGGACAACCCAGAGAAUCCACGCAUAGCCAGGAGGGAUUUUGACUUUCUGCUGAUCUUCCUUGCGGAUGAGAAUGACAACCACCCCCUCUUUACUGAGAGCACCUACCAUGCAGAGGUGAUGGAGAAUUCUCCUGCUGGGACCCCCCUGACGGUGCUCAAUGGGCCCAUCCUGGCCCUGGAUGCAGACCUGGAUGUCUACGCCGUGGUGACCUACCAGCUGCUGGGUGCCCACAGCGGGCUCUUUGAUAUUGACAACAGCACCGGCGUGGUGACGGUGAGGUCAGGUGUCACCAUUGACCGGGAGGCCUUCUCACCGGCCAUCCUGGAGCUACUGCUGCUGGCUGAGGACAUUGGGCUGCUCAACGGCACAGCCGACCUGCUCGUCACCAUCCUGGAUGACAAUGACAACAGGCCCAUCUUUAGCCCUGCCUCCCUCACUGUCCACCUGCUGGAGAACUGCCCGCCAGGAUUCUCAGUCCUUCAGGUCACAGCCACAGAUGCGGACAGUGGCCUCAAUGCGGAGCUCGUCUACCGAAUAGAAGCUGGGGCUCAGGACCGCUUCAUCAUCCACCCAGUCACUGGUGUCAUACGUGUCGGCAAUGUCACCAUUGACAGGGAGGAGCAGGAAUCCUAUAGGCUGACAGUGGUGGCCACCGACCGGGGCACCAUCCCUCUCUCGGGCACAGCCAUCAUCACUAUCCUUAUCGAUGACAUCAAUGACUCCCGCCCUGAGUUCCUCAACCCCAUCCAGACGGUGAGCGUGCUGGAGUCAGCUGAGCCAGGCACGGUCAUUGCCAACGUCACCGCCAUCGACCGUGACCUCAACCCUAAGCUGGAGUACCACAUCAUCAGCAUCGUGGCCAAGGACGACACUGACCGCCUGGUGCCCGACCAGGAGGACGCCUUUGCCGUGAAUAUAAACACAGGGUCUGUAAUGGUGAAAUCCCCCCUGAACCGGGAACUGGUUGCCACCUAUGAGGUCACUCUCUCAGUGACUGACAAAGCCAGCGACAUACCAGAGCUCUCCGUCAGUGUGCCAAAUGCCAAGCUGACGGUCAACAUCCUGGACGUCAAUGAUAACACGCCCCAAUUCAAGCCCUUCGGGAUCACCUACUACACGGAGAGGAUCCUGGAGGGGGCCACCCCAGGCACCACGCUCAUCGCUGUGGCAGCCGUGGACCCCGACAAGGGCCUCAAUGGGCUGAUCACCUACAGCCUGCUGGACCUGAUACCCCCGGGCUAUGUCCAGCUGGAAGACUCCUCAGCAGGGAAGGUCAUUGCCAAUCGGACAGUGGACUAUGAGGAAGUGCACUGGCUCAACUUUACCGUGAGGGCCUCAGACAAUGGGUCCCCACCCCGGGCAGCUGAGAUUCCUGUCUACCUGGAGGUUGUGGACAUCAAUGACAACAACCCCAUCUUUGACCAACUCUCCUACCAGGAAGCCGUCUUUGAGGAUGUUCCUGUGGGCACGGUCAUCCUGACAGUCACCGCUACUGAUGCCGACUCAGGCAACUUCGCCGUCAUUGAGUACAGCCUUGUGGACGGCGAGGGCAAGUUUGCUAUCAGCCCCACCACAGGUGACAUCUAUGUUCUGUCCUCUCUGGACCGGGAGAAGAAGGCCCACUAUAUCCUGACGGCCUUGGCCAAAGAUAACCCUGGGGAUAUAGCCAGCAACCGUCGAGAAAAUUCGGUGCAGGUGGUAAUCCAGGUGCUGGACGUUAAUGACUGCCGGCCAGAGUUCUCCAAGCCCCAGUUCAGCACGAGCGUGUAUGAGAAUGAGCCAGCGGGCACCUCCGUCAUCACCAUGAUGGCCACCGACCAGGAUGAGGGCUCCAAUGCGGAGCUGGCCUACUCCCUCGAGGGCCCAGGCAUGGAGGCCUUCCACGUGGACAUGGACUCGGGCCUGGUGACCACAAAGCGGCCACUGCAGUCCUACGAGAGGUUCAACCUGACCGUGGUGGCCACGGAUGGCGGACAGCCCCCACUCUGGGGCACCACCAUGCUCCUGGUGGAGGUCAUCGACGUCAAUGACAACCGCCCCAUCUUUGUGCGCCCACCCAAUGGCACCAUCCUCCACAUCAAAGAGGAGAUCCCACUGCGCUCCAACGUGUAUGAGGUCUAUGCCACAGACAAGGACGAGGGCCUCAAUGGGGCCGUGCGCUACAGCUUCCUGAAGACAACAGGCAACCGGGACUGGGAGUAUUUCACCAUCGACCCAAUCAGCGGGCUCAUCCAGACGGCGCAGCGCCUGGACCGAGAGAAGCAGGCAGUGUACAGCCUCAUCCUGGUGGCCAGCGACUUGGGCCAGCCGGUGCCUUAUGAGACUAUGCAGCCACUGCAGGUGGCCCUGGAGGACAUCGAUGACAACGAACCCCUCUUCGUGAGGCCUCCAAAAGGCAGACCCCAGUACCAGUUGAUGACAGUGCCUGAGCACUCACCACGUGGCACCCUUGUGGGCAACGUGACAGGUGCUGUGGACGCAGACGAGGGCUCCAACGCCAUCGUGUACUACUUCAUCGCAGCCGGCGACGAAGAAAAGAACUUCCAGCUGCAGCCCGACGGGCGUCUGCUGGUGCUGCGGGACCUGGACAGGGAGCGCGAAGCUGUCUUCUCCUUCAUCGUCAAGGCCUCAAGCAAUCGCAGCUGGACACCCCCCCGUGGGCACUCCCUAGCUCUGGACCUGCUCACUGACCUCACCCUGCAGGAAGUGCGUGUCGUGCUGGAGGACAUCAACGACCAGCCACCACGCUUCACCAAGGCUGAGUACACUGCAGGAGUGGCCACCGACGCUAAAGUGGGCUCAGAGUUAAUCCAAGUGCUGGCCCUGGAUGCAGAUAUUGGCAACAACAGCCUCGUCUUCUACAGCAUCCUGGCCAUCCACUACUUCCGGGCCUUUGCCAAUGACUCUGAGGAUGUGGGCCAGGUCUUCACGAUGGGGAGUGUGGAUGGCAUCCUGCGCACCUUCGAUCUCUUCAUGGUCUACAGCCCUGGCUACUUUGUAGUGGACAUUGUGGCCCGGGACCUGGCAGGUCACAAUGACACAGCCAUCAUUGGCAUCUACAUCCUGAGGGAUGACCAGCGGGUCAAGAUCGUCAUUAAUGAGAUCCCCGAUCGCGUGCGUGGCUUCGAGGAGGAGUUCAUCCGCCUGCUCUCCAACAUCACUGGUGCCAUCGUCAAUGCUGAUGACGUGCAGUUCCACGUGGACAUGAAGGGUCGGGUGAACUUCGCACAGACAGAGCUGCUUAUCCACGUGGUGAACCGCGAAACCAACCGUAUCCUGGACGUGGACCGGGUGAUCCAGAUGAUCGAUGAAAACAAGGAGCAGCUGAGGAAUCUAUUCCGGAACUACAACGUCCUAGACGUGCAGCCCGCCAUCUCUGUCCGGCUGCCCGAGGACAUGUCCGCCCUGCAGAUGGCGACCAUCGUCCUGUCCAUCCUCCUUUUCCUGGCUGCCACGCUCUUCAUCCUCAUGAACUGGUACUACAGGACCGUACACAAGAGGAAGCUCAAAGCCAUCUUGGCUGGCUCGGCAGGGAAUCGCGGCUUCGUUGACUUCAUGGACAUGCCCAACACCAACAAGUAUUCCUUUGACGGGGCCAACCCCGUGUGGCUGGAUCCUUUCUGUCGGAACCUGGAGCUGGCUGCCCAGGCAGAGCACGAGGAUGACCUGCCGGAGAACCUGAGUGAGAUCGCCGACCUGUGGAGCAGCCCUACCCGCACCCACGGAACUUUUGGGCAUGAACCAGCAGCAGUCAAGCCCGAUGAUGACCGGUACCUGCGGGCGGCCAUCCAGGAGUAUGACAACAUUGCCAAGCUGGGCCAGAUCAUUCGGGAGGGGCCCAUCAAGGGCUCGCUGCUGAAGGUGGUCCUGGAGGAUUACCUGCGGCUCAAAAAGCUCUUUGCACAGCGGAUGGUGCAAAAAGCCGCCUCCUGCCACUCCUCCAUCUCCGAGCUGAUCCAGACUGAGCUGGAAGAGGAGCCGGGGCAGCGCAGCCCCGGCCAGGGCAGCCUGCACUUCCACCACAAGCCGUCUACAGAGCUCAAAGGGCCAGACGGGAUCCACGUGAUGCACGGCAGCACAGGCACGCUGCUGGCCACCGACCUCAACAGCCUGCCCGAGGAUGACCAGAAGGGCCUGGGCCGCUCAGUGGAGACGCUGACCACCACCGAGGCCAGCGCCUUCGAGCGCAACGCCCGCACCGAGUCCGCCAAAUCCACGCCCCUGCACAAGCUUCGCGACGUGAUCAUGGAGAGCCCCCUGGAAAUCACAGAGCUAUGACUAGAUGGGGGGAGCCCCAUGGGUAUGAGCAGCCCUCCCGGGGCAAGAGCAGGGGCAGGACCUCCGGGCGGGCGGGCCCCCUCCCCAGGCAGCUCUGCGUGUGCAGCCUUGGGUUGGCCCAGCAGCAGGGCCCACGUCAGCUGCUCAGAUUAUACUUUUGCCAGACGCUCACUCGGCACCUGAUCUCUACCUUCAUAAAAUUUGUUAUUUUUUUAAGAAAACCAACAGAAAUGGUGAGUAUCUAAGAACGAGGUAAGGAGGGUCACUGAGAGCCCAGGAGUCUGAGGAUCAUAUCUCAGCCCAGGCUGAGCUGAAAGAGGCCAAGCCGGCCCUCUUUCCCUCCCACCCUGCCUCACGGCACAGGAGUCCAGCACCGAGGAGGGAGCCCAGAGCAGGCAUACCCCGGAUGGCCUUGACUCUCUCUGACACCAGUUCAAGUCCCAGUGCAUUUCUGCCACAUCCCUGGCCGGACAUCCAGGUGGGGGCAGUGAGUAAUCCCUGCUUCCCCACACAGACAUGGUCAAUGUCAGUCAAGGGCAUUCUCUCCAUUUCACUGGCUUUCCAAAUGUUCCGGGCUCAUAAAAUGACUGAUGUUCCCUUGGGUUUUGAAUAUAGAGUGUUCGUGUGUAUUCCUUUUUAAAAUUAAGUUACUCCCUCCAUAUUCUCCCCUUGGUUUUGUUCAACUGAUACGCACUGAACGUUUCUGGAAUGGUCUGAAUUUAAAAAAAAAAAAAGCAAGUCACAAGGAACAGGCAAUUCACUCUGGCUCUGGUAAACUACCCGUGGGGCUGGGCCGGCCGAUCGGGGGUAAGGACAGGGCAGCAGCUCUGGACCCACCUUUGGGGGCACUCCUCUGACCACUUGCCCACUACUGGCCCCAGGUCAGUCAGGGAGGACCAGAUGGCAUUUUCUUUCUCUGGCCAAACGGGGCCAUAGGACUGCUGGGCACUUACAGGUUCACGGCCUCGGAGCUCAUUAGCAGCCAAACUCUUCU